This is a messenger RNA of Melanotaenia boesemani (Boeseman's rainbowfish), 966 nucleotides long. Its product is annotated as high choriolytic enzyme 1-like. The transcript has 9 exons. The coding region runs from base 20 to 862 and encodes 280 amino acids. Lineage: Eukaryota; Metazoa; Chordata; Actinopteri; Atheriniformes; Melanotaeniidae. Gene Ontology annotation, molecular function: metalloendopeptidase activity; zinc ion binding. The record is from RefSeq and is a predicted model, not a curated record. Gene Ontology annotation, biological process: proteolysis.
ACAUAUCUGGCUGGCAAAGAUGGAGCAGAUUAUCCUCCUGUGUGUGCUUUCCACCCUUCUCUCAGCUGUGCAUGCUCAGAAAUUUUUGCUGAGCCCAAAAUGGGUUCCCAUUGGCUAUAAAGAACGUGAAGGGCCCAAUGAUGGAACAGCAAUGGAUAAAAUCAUCAAAGCUAAUGAGAUCCACGCCACCCGAAUCAUAGACGGCACUACUACACUCAGAGAGGGGGACAUUGCUGUUUCCUCAGGAAGGCGCUCCAAAGUCUGCUUUGCUCGGAGCUGCCUCUGGUCUAAAUCAGUGGAUGGACAUGUCUACAUUGCAUACACACUCUCACCUGAAUACUCUGAAAUAGACACAAAGCUGAUAAAGAAAGGAAUGGAAAACAUAGAGGAUGGCACCUGUGUGCGUUUUGUUCCUCGGACUCACCAGAGAGACUACAUUGACAUCCAGCCAAAGUCUGGGUGUUGGUCCUACCUUGGUGCUCGUGGUGGAAGACAAACUGUGUCUCUCCAGAUCCCUGACUGCAUGCAGGUUGGAGUGAUUUCCCAUGAAUUCAUGCACGCCCUGGGCUUUGUGCAUGAGCAGUCCCGCUUUGACCGGGAUAAUUAUAUCACUGUCAUGUGGCCAAACAUUUGGCGAGAUCGACUGAGAAACUUUGAGAAGUUUAAGACUGACAGUCUGGACCUACCAUAUGACUAUGGCUCAAUCAUGCACUUUGGGAUGUAUGCCUACUCUUUGGGUGGAGAUCCAACUAUAGUUCCUAAGAUCAACAAGAACAUAAAGCUCGGCCAGGCAUCAAGUCUCAGUCAUAUUGACAAGCUGAAAAUCAACAGACUUUAUCAAUGCGCUGUCAAGGAUGAUUAGAAACCAGUCAGAGAUGAGGUGGAGCAAGAGUCCCCUGAGAACCAGUAUAAUCAACUACAGUUAAAUCAUGUGAACAAUUUUAAAUAAAGAUUGUUUCAAGCUUU